AAUUGCGAUCAAACUAACUAAACUUAUUUUAGAAAUUAAUAUUUAAAAAUUAAGCAUCUUUAACUAAGUAGUUUUUAUUAGCCAGUGAGUCAUGGCACAAACAAGAGCAUGAGGAAACCGGAAAACUCUUCUCGCUCGCACUGGUACACACUGCAGGGCGAGCGAGGGUCGCUUUUAAAAAAUGGCGCCAAAAUUUCACAUGCAAGGAAAUUGGACAUGCGAAGGAAAUUUCUGUUCAAAAACUAUAAUAAUAAUAUAGGGUAAAUGUUUAAAGUUUCAUCAAAAACUGAAGAGCUUGGACUAGAUAUUAAAAUUAGUAAUAAGUAGUACUACCUUGUAAUGUGAUUCAUCAGAUUAUUGAUGUGAUAUCCCUCGUUCUGAUUACUUCCAUAGUACAUCUCAAAACAGAGUUCGAAAACCACACAGACAAGCAUAUUCCCAGGGGCGUAGUUGAAAAUAUUACAAAAAGGGGUUACUAGUUAGGGGUUAUUUAAAUCUAGAAAACAUUUCAGCAAUGUUUUUGAAACUAAGAAAGAUUUCAAAAAGGUGGUUUUUGAGUGAUUAAAAUUAAACUAAUCCAAGUUUCUAAUUAGUAAGUUUUAUUGUUUUAUAUAGUAAGUAAUAUAGUUUGUAAUAGUAUCAUAGUAAAGAUUAAAAAACCGCCAGAUAAGAAUCUAACUGUAAUAGAGCCUUUAUCUACAUAUGUAACCGUUACAUUUCGGCCAGAUUUAAGGGCAGAUGCUACUAAGCAUUUUCCCACCAUAAAAUCGUAAAUAACCGAAAAUGCGAACAAAGGAUGUUAGGGCAAAAUGCAUCCUACAAUUGCCGCUGCGUUUUUUUUUCCUUAGCGGAGGCUCUAAGGACAACGAUGUCACGCGCUGUUGCAAGUUCACAAAGGACGACCUACACAGAGAGAAAACUCGUUGAGAUGUCGUCCUUCUAUGAUCCCUAAACUACCACCCUUUGUCCUCAUCUCUCAUGUAUCUGGUGAAACGGGAGACUCUCAGAGGGAAGGAUAUACAGGCAGAUGAUGGAAACGCAGUACCUGAAGGAAGGACAUUGAAAGAAACGCAUUUUGUUGCAUCCAGAUUGCAGAAGGGAUCUUCGGAAAAAUUCUAUAAGUAGGGUAGAGUUUGAAAUCUGGAUGAAAUAUGCAUUUUUCCAUUUAUCAUUCCCUCGAUCAGUCCCAAUAUUCAUUAGCUUUGUGGAACUAUUUUUUAUUGCAGUUUCGCUGCACCAGUGACGUCACAGUUUGUUUAUAGUGAACUCUCUCUCCAGUGGACCUGCGCAGCAUCUUGGCGGUCUCUCUCGUAGCCCCAAAAGCAGCGUCCCAGCGAAAAAAGCACGAUUUCAGCAAAUUUUCAUGCUUUUUGCUUAUUCUCUGGGUAUUUUGUUCGGCAAUAUUUAUGAAAAGUAGUGCUGGAACUUCAAAUAAACAGAAUUCUUCUGGAGUUAGACUUUAAGAAUGAAUGUAUUUUUGGUUUCAAGUUCGGGUCCAUCUUUUUACCUAUUUUUUUUUAUAAUUUUUCUUUAUUUUAUUUAGAAUAAAAUUUAGAUUCUUUGCUAGAUUAUAAGUGGGCAAUUAAAAUUUGAGUAUUUUUCGCCUGCGACUCACAUUCGAUGAGGAAGGAUUGAUAAAAGCAUCGUGAAAGCAGACUGAGGUGGACCCGAGUUCCAAAUGGCUGCGAGCAAGCAAAGCAAAGCAAAGCACAAAAGUAAAAAGCAGAGACCAUGUGGGGAACCCGUCAGUUCGCGAGGAGCACUGGCCCAUAGUGGUUAUAGCUGGGCUAUAUCAGAUUUUUUCGUUUUGUGCUUUUUUGAAGAUAGCACCAGUAGAGGUGUAUUUGAGGACAGGAUGUCCAACACAGUUAAGGCCACGGUGCCAUUUCGGUUCACGGAUGAGCGUACCCUGCUCUUCGUUAUCCUCUACGGAAGGGAACCAUGUCUCUGGAACAAGAAACAGUACUUGCAGCGAGCUCGGAACGCCGCCUAUCGUCGCUUGCAGACGGGGAUCAAUUCCGUUACUGAGCCCCACGAAGCCCACCUCACCGUGCAGGGCGUGAAGAUGAAGAUUAAGAACCUGCGAAGCGCCUAUCAUCAGGAGCUCAAGAAGAUCAGAUUGAAUCCCGAGUACCAGCCGAAGACCCCAUGGUUCGGCCCACUCCACGAGUUCCUCGGCGAAUUCAUUGAUACGGUAAUUGUGCUUUCUAACAUAAAUCUCCUAUCUACUUCGAAGGUGACUCUCCGCGAUAGUCUCUUAACCCGAACUAAUCUGAGGCGCUUUUCUAUCGCUAUCACUUGACAGAACGAACUGUCUUCCCCCAAGACACCUCCGCUGAAGCGUCUGCAGAUCCGCCUGACUAGGAUAAAACCCGUAAAGAAUCAGCCGGAGGUCAAGAUGGAACCAGAGGAGGUGGCGUGUCCGGAGGCGCGAUCGGAAGCCCCAACCACGUUCACUGUUCUGCCCAUGCCCUUGGCCAUCAGCAUGGACAUCCCACCCACUCCUCCUGACUCGAUCUCAAAGAUUCUGGAAGCUAACUGGGCUCCACCUCCGGUUCCUAUCGAAGAGCCGGAUCCUGUUCCAGCUGGAAGUUCCGCCUCCGAAAAGGGCGAGGUGCUGGGAAGUACGCAGGGGUCAGUGACUGAAGCCGGAACUGGAGUGGGAAUGCGCGGCGAGGACGAGUUCACCUACUUUGGCUUGAAUGUGGCUGCCCAGCUCCGCAACAUGCCACUGGCCAGUACCCUGGUCAUGCAGUCGAAGAUCCAGUACAUGCUCGCGGUGGAGAGACGAAAGAUUUCGGGCCAUUCCACGGACGUGAACAUUUUUAAAUAGGGAUCCCUGUGAUCUCUAUGGGUAAGCCAAGAUCUUAUCCUUAGUGAUAGCAGUCGGUGUCAUGGACUAACAGAUAUUGAAUAUUUUGUUUUCUAAAAAAUCUUUGCCAUCAGUUGGAGAAUGUGAUCUUUUGAGUUCCAUAGGAUCUAAUCGCGUAUAACUAUUAUAUAAUCAUUCAUUAUAAGAUUAAAAGGAAGAGUCUUUACUGUCUUUAUCGAAGAGUAACAGAAGCUGAUGUUCUGAACUUCCAAUACUUAUAUAUCUGUUGUAAAAAACCAUUAUUUUUCUAAAAAAUGUUUUUCCAUUUAUACAUUUUUCUUUAAGAAAUUAAAAUUUAAAUACUUUAAUUAUAAAUACAAAUAAUAAAAUAAACUAAAAAGCAUAAAUG
Messenger RNA from Drosophila ananassae, 3221 nucleotides. RefSeq lists its product as uncharacterized. The transcript has 3 exons. Lineage: Eukaryota; Metazoa; Arthropoda; Insecta; Diptera; Drosophilidae. The record is from RefSeq and is a predicted model, not a curated record. The coding region runs from base 1679 to 2302 and encodes 207 amino acids.